CCACCGACACACCCGCCAACAUAGAUAAUAAAUAAUAAUAUCAAUAAUACAUAUUAUUUUGUUUAUGAUGUUUAUUAUUUAUGUUUACGUACAUUGUAGUUUGUUCACACUGCUGUCUGCUGUAGUACUGCGGCGGCGCCUAGCGAACGACCGAAAAUAAUACCAAUACAUAUUAUGUAGUUAUAUCCGUCAACUGUCAAGAAUCACUGUGAUUAGUGAUUACACCCAAAAAUUCUUGAUUACCCGAGAGGCCCAAACACCGAGUACUCGACAGUGUCAAGCUCGGUCUACGACUAUUGUCCUCAGAUUUGAACAGUUUGAACUUUUUACCGUAUUCUUUUAAUAUACACUACCCAUAUUGUAGCAGGCAGCUGCCCUCAGUCGGCAAUUUGUUCCGGCGAAAGCUAUUUUUUUUACCUACAUCCUCUUUAGAUUAUUGUUGUUGCACUCACCUAUUUGAUCUUUUGAUCCGACAACGACGAUACUAUUACAGAAUAUAACAACAAUUAUUAUUAUAUUUUUUUAUUUAUUUAUUUUAUUACUCUCGGCGGAUGCGCGCGCGCCCGACAUCGUUUCGUGUUCUUGCGUUUGAGUGUGCGUACAUUAUACCUGUCUGAUAUUAUAGUUAAUGUGCGGUGGGUGGUCAGUGGUCACCGUCACGUCGUCGUCGUCUUGAUGCGCUCGUCGUUUUAAUCACUUCCGACAUUGCGUCCGGCGAGUAUAAUAUUGACUAUUGAGUUACCGCUGCGCAGUUGUCCGUGUGCGGGACAUUAGCGGACAUGUCCUCCUCCGAAGGACGACCGGAGCUGGUCUCCGGCCAACGAUGGGAGGCGCGCGCCAGGGUCGAUUUCCCGUUGCACUAUCUGAUAUGGUUGCGUGAACACAAACUGCUGGAGGAGAAGCUGGAUGCAACUGGUUCCGGUCAACAGCCCGCCGUCAAGAAUCAACUAGAUAAACUAGAUCCCAGAGGUCGUACUCCUUUGAUGUUAGCUAUUACAUUAGGUGACAUAGAAUCAACCAGAUUAUUAAUAACCAGAGGAGCUAAUGUUAAUGUAAAGAAUGACGAAGGAUGGACUGCUUUACAAGAAGCAAUUGCUACAGGCGAUCCAGAAAUGGUCAAGCUUGUUAUGGAACACAGAGAUUAUCAACGUCAUUCAGAUCGAGCCACUGACGUUUCAAAACUGUUAAAGCUACUUGAAGAAUCGCCUGAUUUUUAUGUAGAAAUGAAAUGGGAAUUUAUUAGUUGGGUUCCAUUAGUAUCAAGAAUGUGUCCAAGUGAUACAUACAAAAUAUUUAAACAGGGAUCUAAUGUGCGAAUCGAUACCACAUUAUUGGGUUUUGACCAGGGUAAUUGGGAACGUGGAAAUUUGAGUUACAUAUUUUUGGGUCAAAGUAAAUCAGCUACAUUUUUAGAAGUAGAUCAUGAAGCACACAGGGUAUAUGUAGAAGAAAUACAAAUGAUACCUUUAGAUCAAGGUAUUGAAGUGAUGCGUCCAUCAGAUGAUACUAUAGCCAGCAGAUUGUCUGCUCCUAUUGUUAGUUUUGAUAUAGAUACUAAAAAAAUUAGUUUUGAAAGGAAUAAAAGUGGUAUUUGGGGUUGGCGGCAAGAUAAAUCAGAAAUAAUUAGUGAUUAUAAUUGUAAAGUAUUUAAUGCAAGUAAUGUGGAAUUUGUUACCAAAUCGAGAACAGAACAUAUGAAUGAAACUGAAAAGGCAAAAUUAAAUAAUACAAAAAAUCCCAUCCAGUCAAUUUUAGGCUCAAGUGAAGAAACAUGUCCAGUUAAAUCAGAACUUGAAGUUACUAUGGCUGAAUAUUUUGAUGAAUUGGUUGAUAUCAAAGGUAGAUAUAUACGGAAGCCAAUUGAGCAAACUACAAAAGUCACAAAAAUCAAGGCUAAUUUGUGGCUUAGUGAAGAUUAUCCACUUAGUUUGAAAGAACAGAUUAUGCCAAUUGUUGAUUUAAUGGCAAUUACUAGUUCUCAUUUUGCCAAACUAAAGGAUUUCAUUGAAAUGCAGCUACCUUCAGGAUUUCCAGUUAAAAUUGAAAUACCACUAUACCAUAUUUCCAAUGCCCAAAUCACAUUUGGUAACUUAUUUGGGACAGAUAAAGCUAUAGAAGGUGUUCAAACAUUAGAAAACAAUGGAAAAAUAUUCUGUGUAGUUGAAGAUUCUGUAUUUUUUCCUCCCAGAAGUUAUGUAGUCCUGGGUGCUGAACAAAGACGUCAAAUUGGUAUGGACAAUGAUGAAGAACUACUUCAAUUUGCUGUUCGACAGAGUCUUUUAGAAACUGGAGCUGAAGAAGAUCAAGUUGAUAUUUGGGAAGCUUUACAAGUUCAACGACCAAAUACUCCCAAUGACCUCUAUUUUGACCCAGCUGAUGAAGAAUUACAAAGAGCAAUCCAUGCAAGUUUGACCGAGUGUACAUUUGUGCCUGCGGUUUCACAAUCAGAAGCACCAGAUUUAGUUGAAAAUGCAGCGGCUGAUGAUGCAGAUGCUGAUCUUAAAGCAGUAUUGAGGUUGUCUAUUGAAGAAAAAAGGCAGGCUGAACUACAGGCACGUAUGGAAGAAGAAAUGUUAGAAAAAAUAUUACAACUAUCUCUGACCGAAAAAUAAUUUAUUUUUAUUUAUUAUUAUUUGUUUUAUUAUUGUUUUACUUUCUGUGUCCCAUUAAAAAUUUACAAAAUAAUUAAAAUAAAAACUAAAUAAUUAUUGUAAGAUGGUGAGUUAACAAUUAUAAAGAGUUUAAAUUUUGAUAUAUUUUUAUACUAUGAAAAUAUUUUUGAUUUAAAUAUGUGCAAUAUAUAUUGCCUGUAAUUUUAUGUAUUGCAAAUUCCCUAUGUAUUUCAAUUUCACCUCUCCGAUUAUCACCUAAUUUUAUUUUAUUACAGUUUAUUGGUUAUGUCUUAUUUAUAAGAAAUAUUUCUGUAUCUAGAAUAUAAUUUAUACCAUAUGAGAGUAAUCGUAAGCGAUGACCGAUUGGUGUCUGGUUUGGUCUUACCACACUCCUAGAUUAAAUCAACUUUCAUUGUUAGCUUUCGUUUCCGACGAUUGGCUGCUUUAAAAAUUACUUUACCGUGUUAAUCUUAGCUAAAUGCAAACUAGGGGUUGUUGAAAUAAUAAAGUGACGGUCCUAAGAGCAUGUCACUUGGCACAUGUUAGCCACACCCUCAUUACUGCUGCCGUACGCAGAAGCCCGCCACAUGAGGUUACUCUUAUGUAAGACAGAGUAUAUAUUAUAUAUAUAUAUAAAAAUAUAAAACAUUUCCAGUUAAUUAUUUUGGUCGUUAGAUAAAAUAUAGCCUCGUUGGAAUUCCUUUUUUUAAAUAUUUAACUAAAUUUUAUUAAUAGUAAAAUAUUAUGUAAAUUAUAACAAAUAAUUUUCCCUAUAUUUUAAUAUUUUUUUAACAAUAA
Messenger RNA from Metopolophium dirhodum (rose-grain aphid), 3410 nucleotides. Its product is annotated as ankyrin repeat domain-containing protein 13D. Gene Ontology annotation, molecular function: protein binding. Bases 780 to 2612 code for a protein of 610 amino acids. The transcript has 12 exons. NCBI's taxonomy places the organism in Eukaryota, Metazoa, Arthropoda, Insecta, Hemiptera, Aphididae. Gene Ontology annotation, cellular component: cytoplasm. The record is from RefSeq and is a predicted model, not a curated record.